AUGACGCGAGGAAGUCUUUUACGACACAUCUUCAGACAUGGUCCGAAUUCCAAACUCAAGCGCGACGCAGUCCAAUCCAAAGUCGACGAGAAUGAAAGUUCGCCUCUCGUCGCAAAGUCACCCGCAAACGAGUCCAAGCCGCUAUCGCAAGAUCAGUCACCACCACUAACACCCGAGCCACAUACCGUACACAUUCUUCCCGAGAUCACCGAGGAGGGAUCUAGCUCUCCAGCCGCCGAUUCGCCUUCCGCAUCUUCAAGCACAGGCAGUACAGUAUCCGACCUCGCAUCCAUAGUUACUGUGCUUGCCGCGCACGCGCCUCUCAUCAACCCCACAACUCUCACCACGCGCGACCUCCUCUACGCCGCCAUCGAUGAAGCGAUUUCAGCCACGAAGAACCAUCUCGACACACUAGCAACUGCAUGGGCGCUACUUGAGGCCCUCGCUGGCUUCAGUGCGACAGUCGAGGUGCUGAAGCAGGAGAUAGAGCUGAAGGUCACGGCGUCUGAGGCCAAGCUUGUGGAACUGGAAAGCUUUGAGGAGGCGGUCGAGGGGAUGGCGUUCCCGGGUGAGCAGGACAUAGUCGGCACGAAUGUGGGUGAUGUGGACGGUUCACCAGGUCGCUAG
Molecule: messenger RNA, 627 nt
Organism: Alternaria ventricosa
Lineage: Eukaryota; Fungi; Ascomycota; Dothideomycetes; Pleosporales; Pleosporaceae
Exons: 1
Coding region: 1-627 (208 amino acids)
Source: RefSeq, a predicted model, not a curated record